UCGAUCGUUUGCUUGCUCCAGUGGUGUUUUGGGUUCUCUUCCAGCUAAGUAUUUUUAUUCUAUUCCUCGUUUUCUUUCCAGUUUCCUUUUAUUUUUAGAAAAUUUCUGUUCUUUUCUGUUCCAUUUCUCGAGGUUAUUUUUGGGCUUUCUUUGAUUUCUUGGUUCCUUAUCCCAACUUUUGAAGGUAAAACCAGAAAGAAGAUCCCAACUCUUCUUGUUGGUUUUGGUUUCUGUGUUGAUCUCGUCCCCGAAAAUCAGAUCUUUCAAGGUUUACAGAAAUCCCCUGUUUCCCUAAUCUCAUCUUUUCUGGUGGAUCUUUUUAUCUGGAUAAAUCUCUGUUCCAAAAAUUGUUCUUUUGGAGUCUCUCUUUCGUUGUGGGGAAACACCCAGCUUCCAAAAUCUGAUCUUGGAUAAGAUUCCAAGCCCCGUGAAGUAUCCACGUUUGAGAUCCCCGGUUCUUGCUGUAUGUUUUGAUUCCUGGUGCUGGCUGCAUUAGUCUUCCAAUAAAAAUCCCUUCUUUGCUCGUAGAAACGGGUCUUCUGUUUAUACUUUAAAGCUCUGUUCUUGAUCUCAAUGUUCUCGGGCUUCAUUCCCUCGAUAGUCUUUCUCUAGCCUAUAUGAAUUUCGCUGCUCUUCGCCGCCGCCUUCGCAUCUGCUUCCUCCAGUCCUACUCUGUAGUGUUCCUCUACUGGUUCUACUUCUUCUCAUGAAAUAGACCUCAUUGUUCGAUCGGUUCAAUUCAAAACAAGCACCAAUUUUCCUCCAAUUUAGCUUCUACUAACUCCAACUUGAUCAAAGAACUCCUUUGAAUGAGAAUGUCUUCAUCGGCCGGCCAGUCUUCCGGUUCCGAAGGCGAUCCUCGGCUCGUGACGGAUGAGAGGAAGAGGAAGAGGAUGCUUUCAAACAGGGAGUCCGCAAGAAGGUCCCGGAUGAGGAAGCAGCAGCAUCUCAAUGAUUUGACAAACCAAGCAGCUCAGCUUAGGAAUGAGAAUGAGCAGGUUGCCAUGCAGGUUAAUUUGAUCACCCAGCAAUACCUUGAGCUGGAGUCAGAGAACUCUGUUUUGAGGGCCCAGAUGAUGGAAUUGACUGAGAGGCUGCAAUCUCUGAAUUCGAUGCUCCAUAUCUUCCAGAAGGUCAGCGGGAUGUCGAUGGACAUACCGGAGAUACCGGACCCGCUCCUGAGGCCAUGGCUGCUCCCUUGCCCUGCCCAGCCUAUCAUGGCCUCUGCAGACUUGUUCCAGUUCUGAAUCAUGAGCUCCUUGAGAGGGGUAGUCUGCUUGGUUUAGACUUCAGGGUUUACUGU
This is a messenger RNA of Elaeis guineensis (African oil palm), 1303 nucleotides long. RefSeq names its product bZIP transcription factor 53. Gene Ontology annotation, biological process: positive regulation of DNA-templated transcription. The record is from RefSeq and is a predicted model, not a curated record. Gene Ontology annotation, molecular function: DNA-binding transcription factor activity; transcription cis-regulatory region binding. Gene Ontology annotation, cellular component: nucleus. Lineage: Eukaryota; Viridiplantae; Streptophyta; Magnoliopsida; Arecales; Arecaceae.